Messenger RNA from Saccostrea cuccullata (small rock oyster), 8271 nucleotides. RefSeq lists its product as uncharacterized. Bases 68 to 7765 code for a protein of 2565 amino acids. The transcript is spliced from 46 exons. Gene Ontology annotation, molecular function: calcium ion binding; protein binding. The record is from RefSeq and is a predicted model, not a curated record. Lineage: Eukaryota; Metazoa; Mollusca; Bivalvia; Ostreida; Ostreidae. Gene Ontology annotation, biological process: cell-matrix adhesion.
CUGAGAUGUGAGAUUAAACACAAUAUCACAAAGCUGAUAACGUCAAAAGUGUUUUAUUUUGGAAAACAUGUCUCAAUCCAACCUUUUUUGUGUACUGUUGUUCAUACUGACAUUUGACGUGAACCAUAUCAGUGGGAUCAUACUACAGAGGGCAAAUGCUUCUUUGUGCCCAUCCAUGUUGUCUAUCCCGCCUUUUCAAGAAGUAGAUUUUGGGAAAAAAGCGGUGUUUACUGUAAACGUAGAAGCAAAACAAGAAUCCCCUAUUGAUGCUAUAUGGCAGAGAAUUGAAAAUAAUGGUCAUUCUGAAGAUAUUGACAGAUUUGACCCAAAAUAUGACGAGACGGAACAUUUACCAUCUCCAAAACUUGUUAUUAAUAAUCUUAACUUUGAUGACACUGGUUAUUAUCGGCUGCAAGUCAAGAUUUCUGAUGGCUGGUGUACAAGCUCAAGAGUUCACUUACAGAAAGUUCGGGGAAUUUUACAAUAUAAUAGCAGAUGCAAUGAAUCUCGGGAAUGUGAUGAAAGGAAAUAUUUACUAUGCUUGCCAACAAACAACCAGAAAAAGUGCCUUUGCCGUAAUGGUUUUUAUCAUCGUAACCAAAAGUGUUUUGAAAAGUCCAGACUUUUAGCCACAAAUAUACAUUCUAACAUAACAUCCUCUGAGAUCAACCUUGGGUGGAGAGAUCCAAGUACUGACUCCGAUUUAAUACAGAAUUACGGCAUAAGCAUCACGGAUAAUGGAGGUACCACCAUAAAGUCAGCAUCUGUAGGGAAACAAAAGAGUUAUAGGUACCACUCUUAUUAUGUUCCUGGACAUAGAUACUAUUUCACAAUUACAUCCAAUGUGAAAGUGACCGACCCUUCAGAAACCUUUACCGUUGAAAAACGACAGGCAUUAAUUGUAGAACCUCUUCCACCAGGCUCUGUGAUUAGGAACACUAGUAUCUUUCACCCUGAAAAACUACAUCUAGAAUGGACACCUCCGGAAAACAAUACUCGUGUUGAUAGAUACAUUAUCAAUAUAUAUAGUAAUGCACAAACCUAUGCCUUCGUUACAUAUACUAAUAAAGGGUCCUUGUCAAAUAGGUUGGAGCCUGGUAAAAAUUACACUGUAUCUAUCGUUGCCAGAAGUUAUGGGAAAAGUAGUAAGGCUUAUAAGGAAGUAAUCGGUACUCUACGUACUCCUUGGGUGAUAAUCACUUCAGGGCAUUCGGUCGAUGUUCCAUACCUCUCAAACAUGGAAAUAACAGCAACAGUCAAAAAUAUGUCUGAUUUUCCGCCGACUUUGGAAAUGAAGUGGGAAACAAAUUUCAGCGGGUUCAACAUAACGCACAGUAGAUAUAACGGCAGUUCCCUUGACCUCUUCAACCCAAAACUGGUUAUCAACAGGGUGGAUUUUUAUCAUGAAGAAGGAGCUUGGUUUCGAUGCUCUGCACGAAAUUCGGAAGGUUGGGGAACAAGUGAAUAUACAUCAAAUGUUGACGUUCAUGGAAGUCUAAAAUUUUCUGAGCCAUGUAACUAUACAAGAGAAUGCCUUGAACAUAAAUAUUUGGAAUGUUCUAGCGGCAAAUGUCUGUGCAAUACAGAUACUUAUCAUAAGGGAAAAGAAUGCUACAGCAGGAGUGAUUUACAAGCACGAUCAAUCCAUAUUUGGAGCUCCACGUGUGACAUAACCAUUACAUGGGAGCAUCCUACAAGGGACCGAGAGCUGAUAACAGGAUACCAAGUCAUCACUUCUGAUACACAUAUUAUGAAUGGAAACCAAGCCAUUUCUUCAAAAACAGUUUCUGUCGGAAAUAUAUCGGAAUAUACAACUCCAUGUAAAUUACAACCAGGAAAGCGACAUUCAAUCUACAUUCGUUCAAAGAUUCAUUUAAGCGAUCCAACAGACGAAAUUAUUGUAGAUUCAGGAAGAAAUUAUAUAAUCUUAGAUCCUGUCAAACCUGGGCAACUACUUCAAAAUCUUUGUAAUCGUUCCGCUGACUACUUGUACUUACGAUGGGAAAAAUCCGGAAAGAAUUCCUUCGUAAACCGCUACAGAGUGACAAUUGAUGGUCGUAGUCAGGAAACAACGGGAUAUGAACCAGAAAUUCACUGGGGUGUACUGCUACUGCCUAAUACUCAGUACAACGUAACCAUUACAGCGAUAAGUUACGGAUAUUCCACCAAUUAUGCUUCUUACGGCUCAAAGGAAAGCCUCCCAUCAUACGACUGGAUACUAACAGAGGAAUCUCAGUACACAGGAAAGGCGUAUAUGCCGUAUGGUACUGAUGAUGAAGUUUUUAUGGGUGAUGAUGAAACAAGAGGUCCUCUAAGGUCCCCCACCACUGUGUAUGUUGGAGAUGGGUCUGAUGGUGGCUUCAAUACAGUUUAUAUUGGAUCCAACGGCAUUAUAGGACUUGGUGAAAACUUUAACAGCCUGUCUGUGUUCGAAAUGGACUCAAGUAAAAUUAAAGAAAAACGAAUUAUUUGUCCAUUUUGGACGGAUUUAAAGUCAGAUGGAGUUGGAAAAGUGUACUACAGAGCCUAUAAAAGGGGAUCUACGGUAAACAGCGUGGAUUCACAAUUUAUGGAGAAAGCAGAUGAUAUUAUUAUCGGCAAUUUCCGGGACUUGAAAGAUUUUAAAGCCACGUGGCUCGUAAAAGUAACAUGGGAAAAUAUGACACUGUAUGGAUACAAGGAAAGGAAAGUCACACUCCAAUGUUUCCUUAUAACAGAUGGAGAGAAUACCUUCACAGUUUUUAACUACAUUGAUGUCAAUGUAAAAGCGCAACGGAAUCGGGAUAUUUCCAUCGGAUACCGCUAUAAACAUUUUUAUGUUAAGAACUCUCUCACAAACCACAAAAGAGCUUUUCAAAUGAGCAUAAUGCCAGGAAAUACAAAAAAUCGACGUGGUUUCUGGAUUUAUAAGAUGACAGACGGAGUUAAAUCACAGAAGGAUGAAAAAGAAUGUUACUUGUGGUAUUCACAUAAUGUUGAAAACCGUAUUUAUGAGAAGCUAUUAGCCACAAAAGAAGAACUGAAAUGUCCGUGUGAUCCCCGCUUGCUGAGGUUUGAUCCACGGUUCACCAUUAACAGAUUUGACAACAAAAAUCGAAUGCUGUGCUAUGCCUCUAUGACUCUCGGGAUGAAUGUGGAAUGUUGCUUUAAGAUGUACGCCGACACGGAACAUUUAGGUCCUUUAGCCCGUGUUAUGCCAUUAGGUGGUACUGUGCUGCUUUUCAACCCGUUUUUUGAAAGAUACAAGUACAAUAAUUUUGAUUUGAAACCAAAAAACCAGUGUUGUAAAACAGGACAUUGUGACUUGUACUAUGAAGUUCGUCCUAUUCCACGUUGCUACCUGAGGUCACCUUUUCAACCUGGAAUUAAUUUUGGCGACCCUCAUAUUACUACACUUGACGGCAAAGACUACACAUUUAAUGGUUACGGGGAGUACACCAUGAUAAAAAUAAACACUAGCACAACAAUCUUUGACCUUCAGGCCCGGACUGAGCUUGCUACAGCUGAAAAUGGAACUUCUAUCAAUGCAACAAUUUUUAGUGCUUUUGCCGCCAAAGACCAAACGGGUUCAAAAGUGCAGAUUGAAAUGUCCCGAAACAAAAAAGAAAUGAUUAUUCGAGCUAAUGGGGUGGACCUGACAACAAAAUUUAGAAACGCUAGCUAUGUAUACAGAACACCAAACAUAUCACUUCAAUGGGAAAACCAGACGAUCUCAGCAGUAUUCCUCAAACCAGAUAUAAUAAUAAAAAUAAGUCUUGGAAAACGGUUUUUGAUUUGUGAAACUCUUGUAAACAAAAAAUACAAAGGACUAACGAUAGGUCUGAUGGGGAACUUUGAUGGAAACAAGACAAAUGACUUUAUUCUCCCGAAUGGAACCUUAUUAGGAGAGAAUGCAACAAGCACCGAAAGGCUAAUCUACUACAAUUUCGGGCAAGUUUGGUCUGUUAACGAACAGUCUUUAUUUCAAUAUGAGGAUGGAUUUACUUUCAAAAACUUUACUCAUCCCGAGUUUGUGCCACUUUUUACUGAUGAAGUUGAUGAAAGCCGACUGAUUGAAGCAAAACAAAAAUGUGGACCUAACCCUUCUCAAGCUUGUAUAUCAGAUUACCUUGCAACAGGUGAUAUUAAAUUGGCUGAAAACUCCGGUAACAAGGAAAAGGAUUCGAAGACAGAUGUACAGGUCAUAGAAAACGAAACACCACGAAUAUCAGGGAAUGUUACAAUUAAUGUCGAAGUCAACAAAGAAGUGGAAUUGAUAUUUAAUGCUUCCGACGACGGUAAAGAGAAACCGACAUAUAAACUUUGGAAACAACCCGAUGAUUUUGAUUUUGACAAUGAAACUGGAAUAGCAAGAUGGAAGCCUUCAAACAGCAAUGUCUCUGAAAUCAGCAUUGUAGCAAUAGAUGACAUGGGGGCACAGUCUCCUUCAUUAGAUAUCUCUAUAAUAUCGUGUUCUGGGUGUGGUGACCAUGGAGUUUGUAAUUAUGACAAUGUCAUACCUACAGAAAAUGACCGAUUUCACAAAGCAGUCUGUAGCUGUCAUAGAGGAUAUUCCGGCGAGAACUGUGAGAGGGAUACCGACGCCUGCCUGGAAUUUCCCUGUCCUCUGGGUAGAAACUGUACCGAUCUGACCCCUGACGAAGAGAUCAGACUAGGUCGUGGAUAUAACUGCACUGAAUGUCCGCGUGGUUAUAAAGACAUUGAUAAUAAAUGUCAAGAUGUCGACGAAUGUGCAAGGCCUGAUCUGAACACUUGUAAUGAGACAAAAGAGACGUGUGAAAAUAUGGACGGGGGUUACAUCUGUAACUGUAAAAAGGGAUACAGAAAACUGGACAACAAGUGUAACGAUAUUAACGAGUGCCUUGAAGGGCAUUCUGAAUGUGAACAUUUAUGUACAAACACUCCAGGAUCCUAUCUUUGUAUGUGUCACCCAGGCUUCAAUCUAAAUAAGGACAAUAUUACUUGCAAUAAGAAAGACAACAAAGUUUGUGGUUCUGAGCUGCAAUGUGAAUACGAUUGCAGCGAAAUAAAUGGAAUGACUCAAUGUUUCUGCCCAUCUGGGUAUAUGCUUACAACUAAUGGAAAAAACUGCACAGAUAUUGACGAAUGUGCAUUGAAAACUUCUCCAUGUGAACAAGACUGUAUGAACCUCAAUGGAUCAUUUCAAUGUGCAUGUCGUCCAGGAUUUAGUGUUAUGGCCGAUAAAACGUCUUGUGCAAGAUGCGAGGAACUAAGCUACGGAGUCAACUGUUCCCAGGAGUGUAAUUGUGGUCAAGGUGGAGACAGGUGUGAUCCGGGUCUUGGGUGUGUUUGUAAAAAGGGAUGGACGGGGAAGAACUGCAGCAUUGACAUAGAUGAAUGCCAUCAAAAUCCAUCAAUAUGCGGAAUUAAUAAAUUAUGCAUAAACACAGAGGGUUCCUUCAACUGUCGUUGUGUGGAUGGGUUCCAAGCCUUUGAAGAUUCGUGUACAGAUAUUGAUGAGUGCUUUGACGCCACAUUGAAUGACUGCCCACAGGACACGACAGAAUGCUCUAACACAUUCGGUAACUACACCUGCGAAUGUAAGGAAGGGUUUCAGAAGAAAAACAAUGUGUGUGAAGAUAUUGACGAAUGCUUGGCAUCUCUUCAUGGCUGCUCCCAUGACUGUGUCAAUAUGUUGGGUGGCUACAGCUGUACAUGUUUCUAUGGAUUUGCUUUGUCGGACGAUCGCAAGACGUGUGAAAUAGAAAGGGAUUCUUGUUCAUCAUUCCCAGAAUUAAACUGCACUUAUGGUUGCAAACGAGAUGUCAUUGAUAAAAGUAAAGGCUUUUGUUUUUGUGAAAGUGGAUAUGAGCUUGAUGAAGACAACAGAUCUUGCAAAGACAUUGAUGAAUGUAAAGAAGUGUCUACCUGCGAUCACAAUUGUACCAAUAAGGAGGGCUCAUACAACUGCAGCUGUGCAACUGGUUACAGACUUGAAAAUGAUGGCAGAUCCUGUAAAGCAUGUGACCAGUAUCACUACGGUAUGAACUGUGAGGAGCUUUGUCGAUGUGGAAGAGGAGCCCGUGUAUGUGACAAUGUACACGGGUGUGUAUGUAAGCCAGGUUGGAUUGGGGACACCUGUGAUGUAGAUAUCAACGAAUGUGAGAAUAGACCAUGUACGGGACCACAUGAGAGAUGUGUUAAUGCUCCGGGAUACUACCGAUGUGAUUGUAUUGAAGGAUUCAAAAAUCGUUCGGGAGUCUGUAAAGACAUAGACGAAUGCGAGGAACAUUUUGUAUGUCAUCAGAAAUGUGAAAAUACACCGGGAAGUUACAAAUGUAGUUGUAAAACAGGAUACGAGCUUAUAAGUGAGAAAAAUUGCAAAGAUAUAAACGAAUGUGAAUCCGCUCAUUGUGACCAUUGUUCUAAUUUUCCUGGGGGCUUCGAAUGUUCUUGUAAUGAAGGAUUCCGACUGAACGCAACCACACAAAAAGACUGCUUUAAUAUUGAUGAAUGUUUCGAACACAUUGACAAUUGCUCCGAAAACGCCAUUUGUAUGGAUACAGAAGGCAGUUUUAAUUGUAGCUGUUUGAGAGGAUUCAAAGGCAAUGGAUUAACAUGUACAGACUGCCAAAACUUCACCUUUGGGGACCAAUGUUCUGAGCAAUGUACGUGUGUUCCUGACAAAACCAAAGAAUGCGAUACUGGCAACGGAACAUGUCGAUGUAAAAUCGGAUGGACUGGCGCUGACUGUUCAGAAGAUGUAGAUGAGUGCAAGGAAGAAACACAGAUCUGCAGUACAGCCCCAUAUCAAAUUUGUGUUAACACUCCUGGUUCUUCCCAUUGCGAAUGCGAAUUUGGUGGACAAAAUCUUUCUGAUUGUAUACAACCAAAAGCGCCACAUAUUCCAGGUAGAACAGAGGUUAAGGUGAGAGCUGAAUUCAAAUUUGAUGUCAAUAUAAGUAGAGAGGACUUCCUGAAAAAUAGCCAGACGUGGCUUACAGAAAUCCAAACAUCGCUGGAUAAAUUCUACAAAGAAAAGAUUCGCGGGUUUAUUAAAGUAUUGGUUCUGUCUAUCCGAUAUGGAAGUGUAGAUUUUGAUCAUGAAGUGAUUGGGAGUAAAGACAAGGAAAGUAAUCUAAAACGUGACUUUGCUAACGCCGUGACAGGACUUUCUACUGGUGUACAAAAACUUAGUAUGUUGAACCAGACGUCAGGCAUAAAGGAAAUUAGAUUUAAAGAUGAGAAUGGAACAGUGAAGAAAGUUUUAACAACUGGUACUGUAUCAGCUUGUGCAUCCUUUGAAGGCCUGGAUGUUUGUACUACCGGUCAGAAAUGUGAGGAGUCGUCCGGUGCAGCAACCUGUGUGAAAGAAAAGUCAGAUUUAUCAGACUUUUCAACCUACAUUGUCAUCCUAGGAGUAGGCAUUCCUCUGCUGAUAACAAUCAUCGUUCUAGUUAUCAUCUGUUUGCGUUAUCAAAAGCGGACCGACAAGAAAGAAAUAAAGGAAUCAAACAAGAGUAUAGACUUCAGAGAAAAGAAUAGCUGUCUUAAGUCGACCACAGAUUAUGAUUCUAUCAAAUCAAAAAACAUGCUCCAGAGAAAAACCGAAGGAAAUGGGUAUUCUGGGGAUACUUUUGCUGAUUCUCUUGGAAUGGAAACAGGAAACGGAAAUAUAUCCGAGGGAUGCAGUAAUCCGAAUUAUACACUGGAUUCCACUUUUGAGAAACUUCAUUCUGAGGAGCAAUUUCACAUUAAACGGCCUAAAAUAAAGUACAACGUGACACGAGAGCAGCAACAUUAAACAACGAGAAGACAAUUACACGGAAUAAUGGAAAUCGAAAAGAAAACACACUUCUAUUGAUGAACAAAUCAUUACUCUCCUUUUUAUAAGAAAAGGAAAUUUAAUCUUUUGCUUUUAAUUAAAAUGUUUAUAAAAAUUAGCAUAAUAUUACAUACUUAAAUACACUGUAGUUACAAUGAAAUUUCGAAUUUAUAUUACUCUUACGUAUUUAGCAAUUUUGCUACAUAAAGAUACUUAUUUAUACUUUGAAAAUUUGUAGAUUUAGAGAAAAUGAUGUUUUUUUCAUAUUUGUUGAUGAUUCAUAAAAUUGUUAGCAAUAUGACUUUUUAAAAAUGAUAAAUUAACUAGGUGUAGCAAUUGGUUGAUUUGCAUUGCAUAAUUACCUAUAUCCUUAUUAUAGUACAACAUUACAUUCUUGAAAAGUUUGCUAUUAAAAUGGGAAGUUUUAAGUGAUGUAUUGUUCAUUUUAAAUUUUGAAAUAAUAGAUAAUAUUUAUUACGCUAGCA